Molecule: messenger RNA, 3386 nt
Organism: Plectropomus leopardus (leopard coralgrouper)
Lineage: Eukaryota; Metazoa; Chordata; Actinopteri; Perciformes; Serranidae
Product: very-long-chain (3R)-3-hydroxyacyl-CoA dehydratase-like
Biological process (GO): fatty acid elongation; sphingolipid biosynthetic process; very long-chain fatty acid biosynthetic process
Cellular component (GO): endoplasmic reticulum membrane
Molecular function (GO): 3-hydroxyacyl-CoA dehydratase activity
Source: RefSeq, a predicted model, not a curated record
CAGACUUUUAUUUUGAAGCGACUGUAUGAUUCUUAUUUUGAAGUCCGUUAGCGCCCUCCUCCCGGAAGUAUGCCCCGUCGUCUGCUGUGACAUCCUCCACUCUGUUAUCUGUGUGGGGGAUGGCAGCCUGCUAGAAGACGACUCCAGUGCAUCAGUUUGAGUUGUAUUUUCCUCAUUUUUAUAGCAUGUAGAUGUCAGAAAACUCAGAGUGACAAUGCAUAUCCUUACCCCGCAUGUGUACUGGGCUCAGCGGCACGGAGAGAUCUAUCUCCGGGUGGAACUGAGCGAUGCAACGAAUCUCGACAUCAGCUUGCAAGAAAAUAACACUCUUCAGUUCAGAGCACAGGGACAUGGAGCUAAAGGAGAUAAUGAAUACGAGUUCAGUUUGGAGUUUCUGGAACCUGUUAGACCAGAGAUCAGCCAUAGGUCCACCCAGCGUCAGGUGGACAUCAAGAUCAGGAAGCAGGAAGAGCGCUGGUGGGACCGGCUGACGCUGCAGGAGAAGAAGCCUCUGUUUUUGGCUCCUGACUUCGACCGCUGGCUGGACGAGUCUGAUGCUGAGAUGGAGCUUCAGGCUAAGGAGGAGGAGAAGAUAAACAAGAUAAGUGUGGAGUCAAGAAUUCGUAAAGACCCGUACCUCGGGCUCAAGAAAGGGUACUUGUUUAUGUACAACCUGGUCCAGUUUUUGGGAUUCUCCUGGAUCUUUGUCAACAUGACAGUUCGGCUCUUCAUUCUUGGUCAAGAUUCGUUCUAUGAUACUUUCCACACCACGGCUGAUAUGAUGUAUUUCUGUCAAAUGAUGGCUGUGCUCGAGGUCAUUAAUCCCUUGUUGGGUCUGGUUAAGACUGGAUUUUUUCCUGCUAUGAUACAGGUGGCAGGGAGGAAUGUCAUUCUUUUCGUCAUCUUCGGCAGUCUGGAAGAGAUGCAGAACAAACCUGUUGUCUUCUUUGUAUUCUACGCAUGGAGCACCAUCGAGAUCUUCAGGUAUCCUUUCUACAUGCUGGCCUGCAUAAACACAGAGUGGAAGUUGUUAACAUGGCUGAGAUACAGCCUCUGGAUCCCUCUGUACCCGCUCGGCACUGUGGCUGAAGCGGUAGCUGUGAUCCAGUCCCUUCCCAUCUUUGAUGAGACGCGUCUGUUCAGCCUCCGCCUGCCUGCGCUGCUGGGACAUUUUUUAAGCUUCUCCUACGUUCUGCAGCUUUACCUGGUCCUCAUGUUUCUGGGACUCUUCAUCAAUUUCCGUCACCUGUACAAGCAGAGGACGAGACGCUACCGCUCGAGGAAAAGGAAAGUCCACUAACUCAUCAGCACUUGUAGUUUCCACACACCCUGAACUGCUGUCCACUUAAAGAUAAAGCAGAGGUUUUCUUCUCCUCCAACUGCCUUUCCUCAUCCUUAUACUCACGCACUGAUGUUGGAGUUCUGGUCCCCUUUAUUCCUCCACUGGGUGAACUGUUAACAUCCUGCAGGCCAAAUCCUCUAAAUCCUACUGUACCGCUCGACAACUCACUGUUGAGCAGUCAUCAACUGAAAACACUGCACAGGGUGAUCGAGUACUGUACCAGAACCAUGUUUAUUCUCUAAACUAGAUUUCCGUCCAUAUCCGCAAUUACCAUCCAAGGUUUUGUUGUUUCUGAGAAUUCAUUUGAAAUAACAUGAAUAAUAUCAUGAAUAACAUGAUUUUUCUUUGUUUUUUUUUGGUUUUUUUGGUAUUAUGGUAGGUGUCCGCAGGGGCACCUCCCAGAGUUGGAUGCUUGAUGGGUGUGCCACUAGGCCCGUGGGCUGUCUGCUCCCCAAAUUGCAGAUCUGACCAACAUGGAUGCUUUUUUCUUAUAUUACAAAAACUGUUCUCUGAAGUAUGUCUCUGAAAACAUUUGAGACGAGAAGUAUGCCAUGCAGUAUCGUCAUUUUAGAUCGAUAACAGUGAUUUUAAAAGUUUUUCAAGAGUUUACAGAGACGGCAAGUCACACUGGAUGCCCCUGAUAAGCAUAAAGUAGCCUACAUUUAUCUUUAUACAAAUGCGGAGUUAAUGGCCCGUUUCUCAAAACGCAAUACUGCAUUACCAGAAUGCAUUGCUGAACUGCUUUGAUGAAAAACCGAAUGGGAAGCGUGGAUUUGAUAAGUCUUGUGACAUGUAAAAAAGAGAGGGGUUUACUUUGAGCAUAUAGGAGUCAUUAUUUUUUGAGUAUUAGAUUAUGUGGUUCAGGAAAACAAUUUCUGUCUACAAACUCACUGCAACAGAUAUGCUACUUUCACUUUGUUAACAUCUUUAUGUUAUUUAUAAAAUUAUGGUCCUUGUUGGUUAAAAAUAACAUUGUUACCCUUAAAAAGACUCUUCAAAGCAUGUUUUCGUUGUGCUUUUUGGCUAUUUAACACAAAGACCCAUCAUAGUCAGCACACCUUUUUUUCAUACUGAUGUGUGUUAAUGCAUUUGAAAGCCAAUGCGGUUUUGAUACUCUUCCUGUUGUGUGUUCAAGGAUGCUUCAGUAUCUGAGAAUAUAGAUUUCUUUUUUUUGCAUCUUCAAAGAUGCAAGAGAUAAGUGUAUUCAUCCAGUCAUCUCCCUGAUGUUUUCUUGUUUUCUCCUGGGUUUUAUUAGCUGAAAACACAGCCUGAAAACAAAAUGUUUUUUGAAUUAUUGAAAGUCAGAACUUACUUCAACGCAACCUGAGAGUGUAAAAAAUGUUCCUCCUUUCAGCAGCACAAAGACAGAAAUCUCAUGCAAGUUUCAAGUACAUUCUGAAAGUUUCGAUUCUGGAAAAAUCCAUCUGCAACGAUGUUAAGUUAAUAAGCUAAAACGCCACUUUUAUGAUUACGAAUCCAUUGAGAAAUGUAUUCACAUGCCUUUGCAUGAAAACACUGUGGUUCAUAACUGUAAACUGUCAGUUUUGAAUUUAAGCCAGAGGUGUGUUACCAACGCGAAACCUUGGAUGACUGUCAGUUGUUCACUGUUUUAUAUAUUAACAAAGCCAUGCAAAUAAGAGGGGAAUAUUCAUCACUGCCUUUUCCUCUUACUGGCCUUUAUUUUAGUUUUGUUGGUAACCUGCAACACACACCUCUGCUUGUACCUCAUGGCCUAAAAAUGUUUUGGUGAUAACUUAAUGAAAACCGAAUGAAGUUAAGUUUUUUUGUCCUUUACAAUCAGUCCACCUUUGAGCCUUUUCGUUAUUUUAUAUAUUUAUAUUUGUGUUUUACUGAAGAUUUUGCUUGUAGUUUGUUUGUAUGAGAUUGCUUUUUUUGGGGUUUUUUUAUUUUUAAAGGUGUGUUUUGGGAAGGAUAUGUGGACAUACAGCUUGAUUUAGAUAUUUUAUUAAGACAAACAAAUUGAACCUUGUUUGUAAGUCACAAUUAUGGUUUCCUGACAAAAAAAUAAACAUCAUAGUUCAUA